This is a messenger RNA of Ochotona curzoniae (black-lipped pika), 1621 nucleotides long. It is a transcript of the gene CWC25, whose product is annotated as CWC25 spliceosome associated protein homolog. Gene Ontology annotation, biological process: mRNA splicing, via spliceosome. Bases 133 to 1407 code for a protein of 424 amino acids. The transcript is spliced from 10 exons. Gene Ontology annotation, cellular component: U2-type spliceosomal complex. NCBI's taxonomy places the organism in Eukaryota, Metazoa, Chordata, Mammalia, Lagomorpha, Ochotonidae. The record is from RefSeq and is a predicted model, not a curated record.
UUGAAGGAGGCCGGUGGCGUCUCCCGGGAGCCGAUCCCCUGGAGGCAGUCCCUGCGGAUUAUCUCUGCGAUUCCUCCGAUCCGCCCUGAGUCCUUCAGUUCGGCGUAGUGAGGCAACGUUAGCACCGCCGCCAUGGGGGGCGGAGACCUGAAUCUGAAGAAGAGCUGGCACCCACAGACCCUGCGCAAUGUGGAGAAGGUGUGGAAGGCAGAGCAGAAGCAUGAGGCUGAGCGCAAGAAGAUUGAGGAGCUGCAGCGGGAACUGCGGGAGGAGCGGGCCCGGGAGGAGAUGCAGCGCUAUGCCGAAGAUGUCGGCGCUGUCAAGAAGAAGGAAGAAAAAUUGGACUGGAUGUACCAGGGCCCAGGGGGGAUGGUGAAUCGUGAUGAGUAUCUGCUGGGGCGUCCCAUUGACAAGUACGUUUUUGAGAAGAUGGAGGAGAAAGAGGCAGGCUGCUCCUCUGAGACAGGACUCCUCCCAGGCUCGAUCUUUGCCCCUUCGGGUGCCAAUUCCCUUCUCGACGUGGCCAGCAAAAUCCGGGAGGACCCGCUCUUCAUCAUCAGGAAGAAGGAAGAGGAGAAAAAAAGAGAGGUAUUGAAUAAUCCUGUGAAAAUGAAGAAAAUCAAAGAAUUGCUGCAAAUGAGUCUGGUAAAAAAGGAGAAGAAGAAAAAGAAGGAGAAAAAGAAGAAGCAUAAGAAACACAAGCACCGAAGCUCCAGUAGUGAUCGUUCCAGCAGUGAUGAGGAGCACAGCCGGAGCAGAUCUCAAAAGAAGAUGGCACACUUCUCCCCGGCCUUGUCCAAAGUCCCUGGGUACGGCUUACAGGUCAGGAACUCUGAUCGAAACCAAGGACCGCAGGACCUUGUGGCUGAGCAGAAAAGCAUACAUCGGAUGAAGAACCGAUCCCGCUCCCGAAGCUCCUCUCCUUCAUCCCCCAGACAUGGCAGCAAGAGAAGCACCAGGGAUACAGGGUCCUCGAACAGGAGGUCUCGAUCCCCGGGUAGAAGGUCACGGUCCCCAAGGCCCAGCAAACUGCAUGAUUCUAAGGUAAACAGACGAGAGAGAGCUCAAACAAAGAGUCCGUCGCCCAAGAAAGAGGUCUACCAGAGGCGGCAUGCUCCCGGGUACACCAGAAAACUCUCAGCGGAGGAGCUGGAACGAAAACGUCAGGAAAUGAUGGAAAAUGCCAAGUGGCGGGAGGAGGAGCGACUGAACCUCCUCAAGAGGCACGCCAGGGACGAGGAGCGGGAGCAGCGACUUGAGAAGCUGGGCGCACGCGAUGGCAAAUUUCUCCAUGACAUGAAGCUCCAGAGCGCAUCCACUUCCUCGCUGGAGGAUCGCGUCAAGAGGAACAUCUACUCUCUGCAGAGAACAUCCAUGGCGCUGGAGAAGAACUUCAUGAAGAGAUGAAACAGUCCUCUGCCUUCACUGCUUUUUCUGAAUUUUCCAGGGAGGCUGCUGAUCCCUUAAAGAUUCUCUUUAUAAGAGUUCAGGUGACUUUUUCCACCGAUGCUGAGCCCCCGCUGUUCAAGGUGACCUUGUCCGAGGGCUUCCUGAGCCAGCCGGUCCCUAGUGGACCCGGGUGGCUUGCCAUAGGAGACCCUCAGGGACGUCUACCUGGACG